AUGUCGUGCUGCAACCACGUAACUCUUGUCGAAGUUGAAGGCGAGAAAGAUAUCUACGAUACUGGCCGUUUUGGAAGAGCAAUCAACGAGUUGCCCAGACCGGAUGAGCAGUACCCGAGUCUAGUCCACUUCGUCGGCAAAAAGAGCAAAAACCUAGCUUUGAAAUAUCUUUUCCCUCAAAACAACAUCCGACGAGGUGCUUCAACGAAUGGCUCUACAAACCUCCGCCUCGAUACAACCACGAUCGGUUCCGAUCGACCUUUACUAUUCUGCGACAGUGACCCGUUCGCAGCAGCCUCUACACAUGGAGGUUGGAAUCUCUGUCAUAGUGUUGUUGCUUAUCCGUUGUCAUGGGCUCCCACAACCGAGUAUACCACUGGAGAGGUUGUAGAGGCCCGAUUACUUUUUCUCUUUAGUGAUGUUAUUUGCGUGUUCGUGGACGACUUCUCCGGCCUGGAUCAGGUGGCAGAACGGAUUGUCCGUUGGGUUCGCAUAGGCAGUGCAUCCAGCCACCCCGAAGCGCUUCGUCCUCGACUCAUUCUCGUUGUGUCCGAAAAAACGCUCGAUAAAUCAUUCAGCGAUCUCCGCCUAGAGGAAUUCCGACAUGAACUUUAUGAGCGAUGUGAAGAUGGUUUGGCUAAGGUCUUCUCUGGAGUACAGGUCAUGCAGUUAGGAGGUGACCACCUAUCACCUCUUGCACGUCACUGUAGGCUGAAAGAUAUGAUGCGAGCGAACGUUUCAGAGAUGUCCAAUCUACGUCAGAAACAUAUGGCUGCAUUCUCAGCAUCGCACCUGAAGGAAUUUUUUGUAGCAUCGGUGCAGCAUCUUGCCGCAACUGUUGAUACGACUCUUGACUUCAUAACUACUAGCCGCGUUGGAAAUGAGAUAAGUGGAGACCUGUCCUACCACCUUUACACAUUUCUAGUCCUCGGCACUACCUACAAGAUCCCCUACGACCAACUUGCUUCCUACAUCAGCUCUGCGUUGCUUAUGGACGCUUUUCCACCUGGAAUGCAUUUCUUUGACAUUGAUCAGCUAUUUCAUCAGCUUUAUCGAAACCACUGCUUUGAUGCGUUUCUGAAGGUAGGUAGAUCUGAUUCGUUUGCGAAAUAUCAGUGUGAUCAGGUUCAAAGACAUAUUGCUGUUCUUGCGGAAGAGCUUCAAAAGGGAUCCAUUCGAUCGUCCCAUCUUCAUAUCGCAAAUAUCAGUAACAAACACAGACAUUUUUCUAGUCUGAAAUCCAAUGUUUCCUGCCUCUAUUGCCUCCGUCGAAAACCAGAGCACGUGUUAUCCUGUGAUCAUUCAGUGUGCGAAAAAUGCGUUCGGAUUUUUGGCAUUGGUGUAAGCGGCUCAGAACAGCGAUUCAUGCUCACUGGUUGUAUCUUAUGUCAAAAUCUUGGUUCUCUUUCUGUCAGCCUAAAACCACCAACGGCCGGCGUUCGGAUUAUGAGCAUCGAUGGCGGCGGAACACGCGGAGUGCUCCCUCUCCAACAUAUGCUACUGCUUCAAGAGGCGGUCGGGGACUGCCCAUUGAAUGAUUUAUUCGAUCUGGCCGUUGGAACAAGCUCUGGUGGUUUCAUUGUGCUCGGGUUAUUUUCAUUGGGCUGGGACGUGAAGAAGUGCAGUGCGACGUUUGACGCUCUUGCGAGGCAGGUUUUUGGCGAAACGUGGGAGACCCAGCGAACGAUCCUGGGACGGGCCAAGGAAUUGUUCUCGUGGUGGGCGGCCGAUGGAAAGCAUGAUCCAAACUUGCUUGAGUCGACAUUACAGAAUCACUUCGGUCCUACCCGACGCAUGUUUGGCUCACAACAUGGACGAUCGUCUGGCCCUAAAGUCGCAGUCACGGCAACAUCAAUUUCUGAUGCCACACCUUUUAUCUUUACUAAUUAUAACGGCGUGAUGGAUAUACCAUCAGACUGUGGCUACAGAAUGAUUCGCCCGUGGAAAAUCGACGAAGAGCCAUUUUUGUGGGAGGCAGGUAGGGCUACAUCAGCAGCACCUUUACUAUACCGUCCGGCAAAUAUCACUGCCCUUGGAGCUUUCCAGGACGGUGGACUCAAGUACAACAACCCGGUUAACCUUGCACUAUGGGAGAGCCGGCGUAUAUGGCCAGAGAGCGCAUCACCGGAUAUUGUCUUGUCAUUCGGCACAGGGACCGAAUCUUGGAGCAGAUCAUCUCAUGCACCGCAUUUCCGGCAUAUCCUGAAUGAUGGUUUUAUCCCUCGAACCUGGCGAUCUUUCAUGUCUUCUCUUGAUGGUGAAAGCACUUGGAAGAACUUGAAAAACCACUUAAGCGAAGGAGCGAAGACACACUUCUUUCGUCUUAAUCCAGUGUUGCCACAUGAUGCCUCAAUAGACGACGUGAGCGGGAUGGACGCUUUGCGUCGCAUUGUAAAGAAAUCAGACAGGUGCAUUGAGAUUGCAAGAGCAUUACUGAUAUCCAAUUUUUAUCUGGAACUGAGAGCCAUGCCAUCUUACGAAGCAGGUCAGUAUCGAUGCCAUGGGACUAUCCGAUGUCGCGGGCGGAGCUACACUACUGUGCAAGCAUUGAAACGCUUAGGUUUGACCAGGUUGCAAUUGGUCUCUGAAUUGGAAUCCUUAGGAUCCUGCGCCCUGCAGCGCGAUAUCUGCCCUCUGUGCCACUGCUAUCGAUGGCCAGUUACUUUUGUGGUGCGUCACCUGGACGAACCCUUCUCAUUGUACUUGAGGGAAGAAGGCACAUACAAAAGGCGACUGGGAGGCUUCCCCAACAAUAUCAGAUGGUUUAUCAAACAGCAAGCAUUGAACGCCAAAUUUGGAACUGCAGAUCAUGGGUCAAUGGGUCAGUCAAGCUGCAACCUGUGCGCCAAGUUGUUGAUGACCUUCGAGAUGCGGAAACGAGGAUGUGAUAUUCCAUUGGAGACAAUGUCAAAGAGACCCCGACUUACGUUGACGGUGCCUCAAGAUGUUCAUUUCUUCCAGAGCACAUUCACGUAG
This is a messenger RNA of Endocarpon pusillum Z07020, 2976 nucleotides long. RefSeq lists its product as uncharacterized. Gene Ontology annotation, biological process: arachidonate metabolic process. The record is from RefSeq and is a predicted model, not a curated record. Gene Ontology annotation, cellular component: membrane. The transcript is spliced from 6 exons. The coding region runs from base 1 to 2976 and encodes 991 amino acids. Lineage: Eukaryota; Fungi; Ascomycota; Eurotiomycetes; Verrucariales; Verrucariaceae.